AUGUUCGCAAUCCAAUCCCCCCAAACACCCUUCCGCCAAACCCAAUACACACCAACCCACUCCUCCCCUCUCACCAGACACACCAUGUCCCCAACGCGCCAAAGCGCGUCGCAAAGCACCCCAAACCUCUUCACCAACCCACCCCCAAUCUUUAACAUCCAAACCGAACCAAUCACCCGCCACACCCAAACCAACCACUCCCCAAUCGCAAUGAACUUCAAUGCGUCCGCCUCUGCCUCAACAACACCAACCUCAAACGCAUUCUCCUCAAACCCCUUCUUCACCCAACCCCAAACCUCCCCUAGUACCCCAACACGCCAGAAACCCAAAUACGAAGCCCGCUACGCCUCCAUCGCAAAUCCCCUUAAAGAUGCAGCGAGUCUGGCGCGCUCGAAAACGCGUAAGAUGUUUCUUAAUCGCGUGCGGCAUGAGCGUGACGAUGGACGGUUUGAGGCGCGUGGGGAGCAGAUGAUGCGUAUGGAACAUCUUGCUGAUCGGAGGCGGUGGGAGGAGAGUAUGGCGAGGGAUGGGGAGGGGGUUGUUGGGGGGUUUGAGGGGGAUGAGGAUGAUAUGCUACCUGAUGAUGCUGAGGCGCUUGAUGAAUUUAUUUCACAGGAGGAGGCUAUGGAGAUGGCGCUGAGGGAGACGCAGAGUGGUGUUCCUGGGAGGGUUGAGCAUUUACGGUCCAAUGGACCGGGUGUGUUGUUUAGUGACGAUGAGUAUGAUGAUAUCUUUAUGGGGUUGUCAGAACCUCGAGGGCAUCAGUCGCAGUCGCAGGAUAUGGAUAUGUCAUGA
Molecule: messenger RNA, 795 nt
Organism: Penicillium concentricum
Lineage: Eukaryota; Fungi; Ascomycota; Eurotiomycetes; Eurotiales; Aspergillaceae
Exons: 2
Coding region: 1-795 (264 amino acids)
Source: RefSeq, a predicted model, not a curated record